AUGACCCCUGCGACGACGCCCAUAUUGACUAAUUUCUUUGCGUCCCAUAAUUCGCACUAUUGGCUAGUCACCCAGGAGCCAGUCCUCUGUUGCACGAUCUUGAUGAUAGCCGCGCGUUACCAUACCCUUCCAGGGCCGUCAGGAGCGUCUCGAGGAUUCUACAUCCACAAUAGACUAUGGCAACACUGCCAGCACCUCAUCUUACGGAUCAUGCUUGGGCAAGAGAAGUUGUCGAAGGCAAAAACGAGGCAUCUUUCCACCAUUGAGGCUCUUUUACUCCUCUCGGAGUGGUACCCGCUGGCUCUACACUUUCCGCACGAAACCGACGGGUGGGACUCGGAUUGGAUGUUGACGACGCUCAUGAUGCCUGAUCCGCCAAUGACCGUGCAGGAGCAUCCAAUGAAAGACCGAUGGAGGGAAGACGUUGUUGAGCCCACAAGGCGCGCGGAUCGCAUGUCCUGGAUGCUUGUCAACUCUGCGCUAGCCCUUGCCCAUGAGCUCGGCGUCUUCGAUUCAAGAACCCAUGGUAGUAUCGCGAAGAAACAAGAACAUAUCACGGGUCCAGAUGUCGCGAGCUAUCUCUGUGACCUGGAACUGAGACGCCUACGACUCCCGUCCCUGUUGUUCACAAUUGCGAAUCUUCUUUCCUCGAGGAUUGGUUGUACUUCCAUUAUGCGAGACCAUGCCAAACAAUCGAAUCUCGACAGGAUAAUGACAGUGGAUCCAGAUUGGGCCAGAUUCAUGACCUCCUGGGUCGAUCUGACGGGAUUGACGCUGGCUUUGCGCGAAACAUUCUUGAUUGGAAGCCAAGCAAAUCACAGCGAGCUUUUCGAUUUUGAGUUGCUGGAGCAGUGGAAGGUGCAACUUGCAGCGUGGAAGGAUCACCAUCAAGGGUUCCAGAGCUCUCAAUACGACAAUAUCCUUCACAUCGAAUACCAAUACCUGAGAGUAUUCGCCAACUCGCUCGGCGUCCAAGGAAUCGUCGAGCGCGUCCUCUCUAAUACAGCUCCGCAAGAAACGAUUGAUGCAACCUUCGUCUCGCAGGCACAGCAGUUGAACAUGAGCAGAAACGAGUACGAAUUCAUCGAAGAGGUCAUCGAUGGCACCUGUGUGAUACUUACGCAUAUCAUCUCUCUCGCAGACCUGCGAUGUCUACCGAUGCGUGUCUUGUCACGCAUGAUCAGUUCGUCAAUAUUUCUCCUCAAAACACUCGCCCUCGGUGUGAGGAAGACGAAACUGCAGGCGUCGUUGCGCCUGUUGGACACGGCUGUCGCUGCUUUACUCUCGAACCCGCUUGAUGAUAUUCACUUUGUGGCGCAGUAUGCUGAGUUGCUGAAAACGCACGUUUCUCGUCUGCGGCAGACAUUCGCCAGCUCUGUGUCUACAGAGUUCCAGAGCAAUUCUUCGAAUCAGGACGAGUCACACAACAUUCAAGAGCAUGGACAGAUUCCGAGUAACGAGACUGCGUGGGAUUCAAAUAUGAUAGACUGGUCCGGCGAAGGUCAACUGGAUCUCGGCGACUGGUUGUCGCUUCCGUUGGACCCGCUGAUGGCGCCGUUUGGUACAUGGGAUGGGGGACCCAUGGAUCUGGGUGUUGAUUCCGAUUGUUUAGACUUAGACUUUAUUUGGAACUUGCCUCCAUAGGCAGGCAUUUACAGAUACCCCGUCGAAUAUGACGGUUCUUGAUGCAACUCGCCGACUAUGCGCUCUCGAACUUCCCAUC
Molecule: messenger RNA, 1723 nt
Organism: Aspergillus calidoustus
Lineage: Eukaryota; Fungi; Ascomycota; Eurotiomycetes; Eurotiales; Aspergillaceae
Source: the annotation of a GenBank genome assembly